Messenger RNA from Heterobilharzia americana, 3552 nucleotides. NCBI's taxonomy places the organism in Eukaryota, Metazoa, Platyhelminthes, Trematoda, Strigeidida, Schistosomatidae. The record is from the annotation of a GenBank genome assembly.
AUGCAAUUCAUACCUUUAAAUGAAUCCAGUGAAAACUGUCUUACUAAUUUCAAUUUGAUAUCGAAAUCAGAAAAUAUUUUUUCUUAUGAAUCUACUUUAUCAAUGAUUAAUUGUGAAAAUUCAUUAAAAGAAAAAUUGUAUGCAACAAUUUGUAUUAAAAAUUGGAUUCAGUCAACAAAUGAUAAUUUUCUCAUAGAAAAUGUUGUUGAAAUACGCAAUCGAUUAAUUGGAAAAAUUAUAGAAAUGAACAGGUAUUCUAUAAAUUAUCCUAUGCCAAUCCCAGUAAUCACUAAAUUAUAUGAAUGUUUAAUAUGGUUGUAUUUUAAAACAUCAAAACUUUGGACACAUCCAUUAAAGUGGAUUAUGUUAGGAUUAAUAAAUGGUGAUUCAUCUUUUAAUACUACUGAUUUAUUAUCAGUAUCGGAUGAAACAGUCGAAGAAUGUUUAGUUAACUCAAUUCAUACUGAACAAAUCAAUGAAAAUAUAUUACUUCUUCUAUCCCUUAUUAGUGAAGAGUUUACAUUAUCAUUGUCAUCAUUGAAAUUAAGUCAUAGUAUAAAAUGCAAUAUUACAGAGGGUAUUCAUUCUGAUGAACUUUUGGUCAAAAAUAUACUAAAGCGACUCAUUAGUGAUGUACACCGAGAGACGAUUUGUACACAAGCUAUUCAUACAUGUGGAUUAUGGAUAUCUAACUUUGUGACGAGUAAUUCAGCAGCUAUCAAUUAUUUAGAUCUUAUACACACAGUCUACGCUUCAAUGCAUCACUCGGAACAUUUGUAUUUAGCUGGAGUCAACUGCCUAAUCGCUAUAUUUGAAUCAGAUGGCAGUGGAUUAAAUUCGGAUAGAGAUACAGCGUUUCUGUUAGACUUUCAUAUCAGUGAAUUAAUUCAAUUCAAAUCUGCUUUACAACACCUUGUGGAAUUGCAUUCAGUUGAUGUACAGAAGCAUACUCCAUGGAAUGAAUUUAAAGGAUAUGAAGCAUUGAGUAAAACAGCACUACUUUUAUCGAUCUUAUCAGAUAAACAGAUGGAUUAUCUUAUUCAUCGACUUGAUAGAUCCAGACAUAAAUUGGGUGAUAGUAAUGAAAAUAUUCAUGAAUUCUUUGAUAUGCUUCUGUUAACCUUUUCAUUAACUGGUCACUAUCCAUACAAUGAAGAUGUCAGUGAUAUUGGUCUACAAAUAUGGUUGAAUAUGCAUGAGGCGUCAAUCACUACCACUACGUCUAAUACCAUCACCGCUACAACUGUCACGUGCUCUUCUAAUUCAGUUGAUUAUCCUGAUCAGGAUGUUAAAUCAUGCGAUGAUGUAGUUAAGCGUAUACACGCAGCGUUUAACCAAUGCGCAUUUAUCAAGUCUCAUUAUCCGAAUGAUAUCAACCAAUACUUAUCUAUUUGGAAUGUUGAUGAUAGAAGUCGAUGGUUAAAAUUUCGACAAGAUUUAGCUGAAAGUUUUCUGACAACAUUUAGGUAUAUGAAUCUAAAUGAUUGGUUCUUGUAUACACCUAAUCAACUUGAUCAAAUUGUAAAUAAUUGUACUAAUGAAGAAUUCAUGUCUAAUUGGCAAGUAAUAGAAGUGUUAGUCUUCAUUUUAUCAUCAAUCAGUGAAGAUGUAUUAUAUGAAAAUGCAUCUGGUAUAAUACCAUUUAUUGAUUUUGCUCAGUCUAUAUCAAAUUGUCUAUUAAAAAUUGUGAAUAGAAUACAACAAAUGAUUAUUAUUAAUAUAAUAAAUAGUAAUUAUAAUAUUAUUCAAUGGGAAGCACAAAGAUUACUUUCAACAACAAUCUAUCCACAAUUGCUUAUUUUAUUUCAAACAUUAUUAUCAUGUAUUCAACGAUAUUAUAUACAUAUAUCUUGUCAUAAUAAUGAUGAACUGUUAACUCAUUUUGUAUUGAAUUCAUUAUUAUCCACUAUACAUCGUGGUGAUGAUAUUGAUGAUAAAUAUUAUACUGAUGAAAUGAUUGUAUUGCGUCAUUGUUCACUUCAACUUCUUCAAACUAUAUUAGAGCAUAAAUCAUUCUCAUCAAAUCUAUUAGUUAAUACAAUCACAUCUGGUGUAGUGUAUUUUCUGAAUCAUUCCAUUUCAAUUGAUCCAACAAGCAAUAGUCUAUUAUUCUAUUGUAUUGGAAUACUAUUCUAUCUGAUUGAUGAUAAGUCUACAUUGGAUUCAUUAGAACAUAUUUUAUACAAUCAAUUAACUAUUUUUGAAGUAUUAUGUACAGAACAAGAUUCUAGUAAAUUUCCACAGGAUAUCACAUCAAUGUUGUAUCAAUUGACAAAUGAACGAUUAGAAAUAAAGAACACAUCGUAUUUCAUUACAAUUCUAUUGAAAAAUUUCAUCCAAAUAUAUCGUGGUUAUGUGUCUAUUGAACAAUUGAAUAAGAAUAAACCGAUCAAGUUACAGUCGAUAUCAAUGUUAUCAAAAUUAUUUUCUUAUUUAAAACAAUCUCUACCUGAUGCAUCAUUUUAUCAACUUCCUGAUCAUUUUGGACAGUAUCAUGAAUUUCUACGUGUUAGCUUACGUUUUUUCACCUGUAUACUUCAAUAUACUACUAAUAAUGAAAUGAUGAUAUGUAUAAUGAAUGAAUGUAUCAAUUCUAGUAUACUAUCAAUAUUUAACAAUCUGUUAAAUAAUUCUUAUCAAUUGAAUAAUGAUGAUUUUUUUAAAUCAAUACAAUACUUUAUUGAAUGGUUAUUAUUCAGUUAUUAUUCUGAUCAAGUUGAUAAAACAUUUUCAAUUGUCUACUUAUCGAUUGGAUUAAAUUUAUUAUCCGAUAUAUUCAAUAAGAUAAGCAAUUUUCUUAUUCAACAAGCUAAAAGAAUAGUAUUUGAUAGAAAAGGUCUACUAUUGAAUGAAAUAUAUAUAGAUUAUAGUGAAAUACAAAUAGAUGAAUGUAUCAAUCAUCCAAUAUCGCCUAUUUUAAUGAAUUCUACUACUCAAUCAAUUACUGAGAUGAUUGAAGCUUCAACUCGUUUCAUACACAACAUUAUACACUUUAAACUACAUGGAAGAAUAGACAAAAGAUUUCAAUAUGAAACUAUUUAUGAUGUAUUACAAUUAUACUUUAAUAAUGAUAAUAUCUAUAUGAAGAUAUCUUUAUCAUUAGCAUUCAGUGGGAUUGGCGUUGAUGACGAUUCGACAGUAGAAUCAUGUCUACGAUUAGCAUGUGAUUUAAUAACAAUAAUAAAUAAUAAAAGAGAUUUAUUAAUAAAUGAUAAAUUAUUAUAUGAAAUUAAUGUAUGCAUAUUAUUAGUAUUCAUUAAAAGGAAUAUAUAUAUAUCUCAGCGUAUAAUAAGAAAAUAUGCUGAAUUAUAUUUAUUAUUAGCUAAUUUACCAUCUAGACAACAACAACAAUAUAAUCUACUGUAUUCUAUAUUAAUCAGUACUACUACUACUACUGAUAAAGAAUUCUAUCCAACUAUUAUUCAAUCUAUUCAUUAUAAUACUAAUGAAGCAGAAAGACUUCAGUUUAUAACAACUAUAACACAAUCAUCAUUGUCUAUAAAUAAACUAUGCAAUUGUAUAACACGUUUUAUACAAAAGAUUAUAUCAUAA